UUGUUUAACCCUUGCCUUGAAUUUCUCUCCGUAGGAGUAUGAAAAAGUACAGAGUCGAGUAAACCGUCAGUCAAGGCAAAGACUAGCCGAAGGGAAGGUUCGAAUGGUGGUGACAGCAGACGCACAGAUCGCAAAAAUUGAAGUUCUCGUAGAGCGAGCGCCGAUGGCAGCUGCUCUCAGUGGUGACGUCACGGGUAGAGUGCCACUGAAGGUUAAAAUGGGGGCGCAAGUUGGUAACAAGCAAUACCUGUCUGUGGAUCUCGAUUCAGUUUACAUGUCUGAUAAAGGCACGCCAGUUUACAAGCUUUCAACCGUGGACGCCGACAGACGAAACAGGUUUCGCUUGGUAGUCAGCUUGCUGUUCAUUGAUGGAGAUCGCAGUCAGUCGUUUGCAAGUCCAACGUUUCUGUUGCGAAGCCGAAGACCAGAGAGAAAAAAAUCAUAUUAGUUCUCCCGACGACCCAUGGAGAGAAUCACAAAAGUUACACGUGUCAGUAGUGACACCUUGUGUUCCAGUUCCCCCGUUGACUGAGCGCGCCUCAAGCAAGACGAACGGAAUCUGGGACAAAUCACGUGUUCCGAAUUACAUCAUAAGUUCCAGACCUCUUUAUGUAACGCAGAAGACAAUGAUCGAGAAACAGAUUCUUAUUUUUUUCUUAAUCCUGCUACACAACCCUAUCUAAAAUUAACUUCAUUUUCAAGUUACAGCAUGCCGUGGGGAGGAUCUGGGGCGAACCGCGUGUUCACGAAGACACCGGGGAUCCCUGAGCUCUCAACGGGCAGUGCCAUUUACAACUACCGUUGGACAUAGUAAAGGAAGUAGGCUACUAUUGCCUUGAAACAAAGGCUUAGGAGGUAGUUGUGUUUAAGCCCGGGCCAAAUGGAAACGAAAGUCGACAGGAGAAAAAAUUCUCGGUAUCGUUCGACCUGAAACUCAUAUCUAUAUCCUGACGAUUCUUAUAUACUCCCAUCAAAUUUGAACUUGAUCAAAUCUUCUCGAGACUCGUCGAACCCUCUCUCAAUUGACCCACGUUCACUGUAAGUUUCUGAAAACUCUUCAACGUGGAUCUCUGAGUAUUUUUAAGUCGUUCUUGUUUGGUCCGGACUUAACAAUUUCGUUAGUAAUUUAAUUUGCUACAAACAGUUGCUGAGGUGGUCCGUGCCAAUAAAAAUAAAUUUUAAAAUGAAUUUCGUUGAAAUAUUUAAGUUCAACAGGGAAACCGUGUUUGCAAAAGCAGUAAGCAAUUUUUUUUUGUCCGAGUUUUACCAGUUUCUAUUUAAGUAAUCCUUGAAGUAUUCAGAUCGAAAAUUGUGUGAAAUAAUGUGUAAGUGCAGUAUAGAAAAAUUUCAAUUCAGCAGUAUCUCUUUAUCUCAGUUUUAGUUAUUUCUUAGCCUGUCUGCAGAUGUUUGAUUUUCCUUUCAACGUCCCAAAAGUGAAUUAAGGUCUUUUUCGACUGGGUAAGAAGGAAGUUCUGCAGGCAGGCUGCUGGUCUCUUUAUUGUUACCGCAGGCUCAAAACGAAGACGAAGAAGUACCUCGGGUUACUAUCUGAAUAAAAUGCAUGAGUCUUUUUGUGUUCCUUUUUCCAGUUUUUAUUACCAAUGCUACAGACAUCGUCUAAAUCCAUCAGUUAACAUUAAAUAAGGCUCAGGUAUUCGAUAUUUAAAAUGAAUUUUGUAUUUUAAACUCGGGACUGAAGUUAGUUACUAUGUGCUGCAAAGAAUUUAUAAAUGCUAUUUAAUUCGAUAUUUCAAAUUGUAAAAUUUUUAAAAUUUCCCUGUUUGUAUUAUUAUAACUCUGUUUUAAAGUGUCACGUCUAUUUAUGAAAAUUGACAAUCAACGUCAAAAAUAAACGUUCAGAGUUUCAGAAAA
Orbicella faveolata is the source of this 1872-nucleotide messenger RNA. RefSeq lists its product as uncharacterized. The record is from RefSeq and is a predicted model, not a curated record. Lineage: Eukaryota; Metazoa; Cnidaria; Anthozoa; Scleractinia; Merulinidae.